Paramecium octaurelia is the source of this 894-nucleotide messenger RNA. NCBI's taxonomy places the organism in Eukaryota, Ciliophora, Oligohymenophorea, Peniculida, Parameciidae. The record is from the annotation of a GenBank genome assembly.
AUGUCUAACAACAUAUUUGAUACAGACUUCAGUUUAUCGAGGAAGUUCAAAAUUCGAGUGAAAGGAAAUGGUUAGGUGUCUCAUACAAUCAAUUCAUCAAAAAAGAAUCUUAAAUAAUCCACUUCAUUUUCUGUCCCAAUACUGCAAGAAAUAAUUGAAGGUGAAAAAAAACCAUAAACAAAAUUAAAUUAUUCAUUUUAAGGAAAAGAGGAAGUACUUAAUAGAAAAAUAUAAGAGCACUACCUCUACAUUUUAUUAUAAUUUCAGCAAAACCUUAGAUUUCGAACUUAAUUUUAGUAAUUAUGGAGACAAAUUAAGAUUUUACAUUCAUAAAUCAUUUAGAAUAUCCGAUAAUGAAGUCUCUUUAUGUAAACCUAAAUACUAAAUAAUUCAUAGCCUCAAGAAUAGAUAAUCAGAGUCUCCAUUUUCAAUAAAAACUCUCAAGGAAAAUUGAAAAUUAACAUUUUGAUUUUUCUGGAGAUACGGAAUUCGAUUUUCUUAAAAAGUCAUUCAAAUUUUAGACAUUGCACUUUAAUUAUAAAUUCAAUGACAAAAAAAAAUUGAUAUCAUUUAGAAGUUCAUUUUUGAAAGGAAGGAAUUGCGAAUUGGAAUAUUAAAAAUUUAUUAAUAAGAAUUUGAGUGCUGGUUUUCAGAUCUCACUCGAUUCUCAUAAGCAUUUUCAUUAUCUGAUAGGUUUAUAAAAAUAGAUUAGAAACCUAUCAUUUUGUGGUGUUUAUAACUUUAACAAAAAGAGUCUUGCAGUUGGAUUAAUUUAGAAGUAUAGCAAAAUGUAAUAAUUUUGGAGACUUUAGGUUAGAAUUUCGAAUGGCUAGUAGGAUACCUUUCAGUAACAAGGAUUAUCCUUUUGGAUUUGCAGUGAAAUUGAACAUUUGA